Linnemannia hyalina is the source of this 3024-nucleotide messenger RNA. The record is from the annotation of a GenBank genome assembly. NCBI's taxonomy places the organism in Eukaryota, Fungi, Mortierellomycota, Mortierellomycetes, Mortierellales, Mortierellaceae.
AUGGACAUCGAAAAGGAGAACGUCAUUGACGAGGGCCUCUACUCGCGUCAGUUGUAUGUCCUUGGACAUGAGGCCAUGAAGAAGAUGAGUACUUCCAACAUUCUGAUCAUUGGACUCAAGGGCUUGGGUAUCGAAAUUGCCAAGAACAUCGUUCUUGCCGGUGUCAAGAGUGUGACCCUCUAUGACCCCGCUCCCGUCGAGCUCACAGACUUAUCCACCCAGUUCUUCUUGACCACGGGUGAUAUUGGCAAGCCCCGCGAUGUUGUUUCCAGACCUCGUUUGGCCGAGUUGAACGCAUAUGUCCCCAUCCGCGUCUUGGAAGGAGAGUUGACAACCGACAAGUUGUCUCAGUUCAAGGUUAUCGUCAUGACCGAGUCCUCAUUAGAAAAGCAGCUGGAGAUCAACGAGUUCGCACACGCUCACAACAUCCACUUCAUCUCUGCGGAGGUUCACGGUCUCUUCGCUUCCGCCUUCAACGACUUUGGCAAGGGAUUCGCCGUGCUUGAUGUCACAGGCGAGGAGGCCUUGUCUGGUAUGAUUGCAGAGAUCUCUACAGAGAGUGAAGGUAUUGUCACUUGCCUGGACGAGACCCGUCACGGUCUUGAGGAUGGCGACCACGUCACCUUUGUCGAGAUCAACGGCAUGGAGGCUUUGAACGGCUGCGCCCCCAGAAAGAUCAAGGUUCUUGGACCAUACACCUUCUCGAUCGGCGAUACCUCUGACCUCGGCAACUAUGUUCGCGGCGGUCUCUUCCAGCAGGUCAAGAUGCCCAAGCUGGUCGACUUUUUGAGCCUCAAGGAGUCGAUCCAGAAACCAGAGUUCUUGAUCACGGAUUUCGGAAAGUUCGACCGCCCUGCACAGCUUCACGUUGGUUUCCAGGCCCUUCAUGCAUUCAAGGCCAAGCACGGACGUCAGCCCCGCCCCAGAAACUCAGAGGAUGCCAAGGAGGUCUUUGCACUUGCCAACGAGAUCAACGACAAGGCCGCCGAGAAGGCUGAGUUGGACGAAAAGUUGAUUCUCGAGCUUUCAUACCAGGCUGUUGGAGACUUAUCGCCUAUGAUUGCCGUUAUCGGAGGAACUGUUGCUCAGGAGGUUCUCAAGGCCUGCACAGGAAAGUUCAGCCCCAUUCACCAGUGGAUGUACUUUGACUCGCUCGAGUCCCUCCCCACGUCGGUGACCUUGACUGAAGAGUCCUGCCAGCCUAUUGGUUCCCGCCACGAUCCCCAGAUUGCAAUCUUUGGCAAGGAGUUCCAGGAGAGAAUCGAGAACUUUAGAGAGUUCUUGGUUGGUGCUGGAGCCAUUGGUUGCGAGAUGCUCAAGAACUGGGCCAUGAUGGGACUCGGAACAGGACCCAACGGACAUAUUCACGUCACCGACAUGGACACCAUCGAAAAGAGUAACUUGAACCGUCAGUUUUUGUUCCGCCCCACUGAUGUUGGCAAGUUGAAGUCCCACUCGGCUGCUAUGGCCAUUGCCAAGAUGAACCCUGCCACCAUUGGCCAUGUCCACGCCUACGAGGAGCGUGUCGGUGUCGACAGUGAGAACGUCUACGGUGACGAGUUCUUCGCCAACUUGGACGGAGUCACCAACGCCCUGGACAACCUGGAUGCCCGCAAGUACAUGGACAGACGCUGCGUUUACUUCCGCAAGUCCUUGUUGGAGUCUGGAACCCUCGGUACUAAGGGUAACGUCCAGGUCGUUGUUCCCUUCGUGACCGAGUCUUACUCUUCUUCCCAGGAUCCCCCAGAGACCUCGAUCCCUCUCUGCACCCUCAAGAACUUCCCCAACGCUAUCGAGCACACCAUCCAAUGGGCCCGUGAUGCCUUUGAGGGAUUCUUCAAGCAGCCUGCCGAGAACGCCAACUUGUACUUGAGCCAGCCCAACUACAUCGAGGGCUUGUUGAAGGACCGUGGCAACAGCACCGAGACCUUGAAGAACAUUGAGAAGUUCUUGGUCUCGAACAAGCCGUUGACCUUUGAGGAGUGCAUCACCUGGGCCCGUCUUCAAUUCGAGGAGCAGUUCAACAACAACAUCCAGCAGCUCCUGUUCAACUUCCCCAAGGACUCUGUCACCUCCACAGGAACCCUCUUCUGGAGCGCCCCUAAGCGUCCCCCAACCCCUCUCGAGUUCAACAUUGACGACCCCUCGCACUUGGAGUUCAUCAUUGCUGGUGCCAACCUCCACGCCUUCAACUAUGGCUUGAAGGGCGAGACCAACCCUGAGAUCUUCCGCCAGACUCUUGCUCACACCAUUGUCCCCGAGUUCAAGCCCAAGUCUGGUGUCAGGAUCCAGGUGACCGAGAGCGAGAGCAUGCCCACUGAGGAGAGCGACCAGGCUGACCUUCAAAAGUUGAUCGACACCUUGCCCGCACCCUCAACCUUGGCUGGAUACCGCCUCCACCCUGUUGAGUUCGAGAAGGAUGACGAUACCAACUUCCACAUCGACUUUAUCACAGCCACGUCGAACUUGCGUGCAUCCAACUAUGGCAUCACCCCUGCCGAUAAGCACCGCACCAAGUUCAUUGCCGGUCGUAUUAUUCCCGCCAUUGCUACUACUACCGCCAUGGUCACUGGAUUGGUCUGCCUGGAGUUGUACAAGAUCAUCGACGGACGCAGCAAGAUUGACGAUUUCAAGAACGGAUUCGUCAACCUUGCGCUGCCCUUCUUUGGAUUCUCGGAGCCCAUUGCCGCACCCAAGUUCAAGUAUCACGAGACUGAGUUUACGCUGUGGGACCGCUUUGAGAUCAACGAAGACGUGACGCUUCAGGAGUUCUUGGACUACUUCAAGGAGAAGCAUGAGCUCGACAUUGCGAUGGUCUCUGCGGGAGUGAGCAUGUUGUACACGUCGUUUAUGCAGAAGGACAAGAAGAAGGAGCGUCUGCCUAUGAAGUUCUCGAAGUUGGUCGAGACUGUGUCGAGGAAGCCUAUCCCUGCCCACGUCAAGUCGUUCACUGUCGAGGUUGUGUGCUAUGACCGCGACGGCGAGGAUGUCGAGGUCCCCUAUGUUGUUGUCAACUUUCGCUAA